AUGGAUACUGAACGAUUAUCCCGUAACUUAGCAGAAUCACCUGGAUUACUCACAAGUUAUGAGUAUCGGAAGCCAGUUUCGGACGUCUACAAUGUGGCACCUGGUUACCUACAGUAUGAUACACUCAACGCCACAACGAGAACCACAUUGUGGCGCAAACGAAUCUUCUCACGUAUCACAAUUCACAUAACACAACAUAUCAUACAAGCGAUGCCGCCCUCUUCCCCCCUCUCUCCAAAACAAACCCCCCCAUCCACUGUUCCACCUAAUGAGACUUCCCCCCUUAUCUCCACCCACCAUCAUCCCCAUGACCCUCCUCCUCCCCCCACCUCUCCCUCCCUCCCAACCCUCAUCCUCUACUUCAUGACCCUCCACUUCCUCAUCGCCUUCUGCGAAAUGGUCCUCGUAGCCCCCCUCAUCUCCCUCUUCGAAUCUUCCCUCUGUCACUCUUAUUACAAUUUUCCAAAGCCAAGCUUAAGAUUAAAUAAUCCGGAAAUUAUUUCAGAAAUGUGUAAAAUACCCGAGAUUCAGGGUCCGUUAGCGACGAUUAGGGGAUGGAAAAGUUUUGGAGAUACGGUGCCUGUAGCGAUUCCGAUUGGCAACUUGGGAGAUCGAUAUGGAAGGAGAAAGAUCAUGGCGCUAUCUUUAAUUGGAGUUGGAUUAUCUUUGGUGGAAAUAUUUGUUGUUUGUGCAUACCCAAAGAUCUUCGAUUUGCGUUGGGUAUGGUUGUCUUCACUGUUCCUUUUAUGUGGAGGAGGUUUAUACUCAAGUGCAGCAUUUAUGUGGGCGAUGGCUUCUUCCCUGAUACCGGAAGAUAAAAGGAGCUAUGCAUUUUACUAUAUCUUCUCGGCAUUCUAUAUUGCAGAGCUCAUUGGGUCAUAUGUAGCUUCUGUCACGAUAGACAUUUCUCCUUGGAUUGCCUGUAGUAUGGCAAUGGGAUCUGUAACCCUAGGAUUACUUUUGUUGUGGCUGGUACCAUUUAGUCAAUCGUCGUCGCCACCGGAACCAUCCUCACCUUCAAUAUCCUCACCUUCAAUAUCCUCACCUUCAUCCCCAACACGACUACAAUCAAGACAUCUUACAACUAUCCCCAAGACUAUCAUUCUCGCUACCAUCCGCCACGCCAUGAUACAACCCAACGUUCUCCUCUGCAUCCCAGUCUUCCUAGUCGGAACCCUCAGAUACACAACUCUCAAUAUCUUGAUCCAAUAUUCGUCAGUCUGUUUCAAUACCAAGAUAUCUCAAGGAGCAAUGUUCUACACUGAAACAGCUAUUAUCAAUAUCUUCCUAUUCCUUUUCCUGAUCCCGAGGAUAACUAUUUGGAUAAAAGCGAGAUAUCAUGUGAGAUCUGAGAAAAUUGAUUUGGCACUGAUGAGGAUUAGUGUAUGUUUUCUUUUGAUGGGUUCUCUUGCUAUUGGGUUAGCACCGACGAGUGGGUGGAUUCCAGUUGUCGGAUCCCGAGUCUCAACCCUUUCCCUAAUAUCCCAUUUUAUUCCCGCCUCCUCCCUCGCUACCCUCUACGCCUCGAUAGCCGUGCUCGAAAAUCUCGGUCAUGCUAUCAAUGAUCCUUCCAUGCAACACAUAUUUGCGGCAACCUUACGCCUACCAUCUUUUUGGCAUGCGUUACCUUUUUUUGUUGCUGCUAUAUGUUAUUUUCUGGCCGGUUUGUCUACAAUCUUUAUGAAGAUUGAUGUUGAUGGCAAGAAACUAGACGAUGAUGAAGGCCAGGAAGAAGAUUUGUAAAGAAAAUGUAUAUGCAAAUCAGGGCGUUCAAUAUUUCGGACUGUAGUCCAACAAUGAAGAUUA
Molecule: messenger RNA, 1806 nt
Organism: Botrytis deweyae
Lineage: Eukaryota; Fungi; Ascomycota; Leotiomycetes; Helotiales; Sclerotiniaceae
Exons: 7
Coding region: 1-1743 (580 amino acids)
Biological process (GO): transmembrane transport
Cellular component (GO): membrane
Molecular function (GO): transmembrane transporter activity
Source: RefSeq, a predicted model, not a curated record